AUGUUGUCUGGAGUGAGGACGAGAGCGCAGAAAAGACGAAUGGGGGAGAGAGAUGUGUGGAGUUUGAUCGUGAAUAACGACGAUAUUUGUUUCAAACACAUUCUUCCGAGAUUGAAUGGGACCGAUCUUAAAUUCUUGUACGAGGUGAAUGGUGAGACGAGAGCGUUGGUGAAGAGAUCAUCUCGCGCGGGUGAUUUGAGAAAGGGGCUUAGAGUGUUCGAGAUGUCGUCGAUAUCGACUUUGGAGUUUGCGUGGAAGAAUAAAUCGUUGUGGCCGAGUGACUGGAGCGAAAGAGAUUUCUGCUAUAAAGUUGCUUGGACGAAUAAACUCGAGUUGCUCAAGUGGAUACGAGAGGAGAAAAAGUGUGAGUGGGAUGGAUCGACGAUUGCAACGGCCGCAAAAAAAGGUAAUAUGGAUAUGGUAAAGUAUUGCGUUACAAAUAAGUGUCCUAUUGAUAGGUAUGCGUGUGGGCGUGCUGCCGAAAUCGGUCAUUUCGAGUGCCUCAAAUACUUGCGCGAAGAAGUCAAAGCGCCUUGGGAUUGUAUUACUGCAGCUUGGGCGGCUCAAAAUGGUCAUCUCCACAUACUCGAAUAUCUUGUUGAGCGUAAGUACGAUGAAUAUCACGAAUUUGCGUGUCAGUGGGCGGCCGAGUUCGGCCAAUUAGACUGUUUGAAGUACUUGCGCGAAACCGCCAAAGCGCCUUGGGACAGCUACGCCGUUCGAGUAGCGUACGAGAACGAACACCCCGAGUGUUUACAAUACCUCCUCGACAAUAACUGCCCUCUACCAAACGGUUGGCGAUACGAAGACGGAGUACUACACACGCAAGAGUCGUCGUCGUCGUCAUCAUCAUCAUCAUCAUCGUCAUCAUCAUCAUCGUCGUAG
Molecule: messenger RNA, 885 nt
Organism: Bathycoccus prasinos
Lineage: Eukaryota; Viridiplantae; Chlorophyta; Mamiellophyceae; Mamiellales; Bathycoccaceae
Exons: 1
Coding region: 1-885 (294 amino acids)
Molecular function (GO): protein binding
Source: RefSeq, a predicted model, not a curated record